Bubalus bubalis (water buffalo) is the source of this 2724-nucleotide messenger RNA. Its product is annotated as histone H2B type 1-M. Gene Ontology annotation, molecular function: structural constituent of chromatin; protein heterodimerization activity; DNA binding. Gene Ontology annotation, cellular component: nucleosome. The coding region runs from base 600 to 980 and encodes 126 amino acids. The record is from RefSeq and is a predicted model, not a curated record. The transcript has 2 exons. NCBI's taxonomy places the organism in Eukaryota, Metazoa, Chordata, Mammalia, Artiodactyla, Bovidae.
UAUGGAUUUUCUAAUACUCAGGGCUAAUGGUAGGAGACAAAGAUAAGGGAUGGUGAACUUUAUAACAGGGUGACCCAGCCCACAUGCUGGAGCGGUGGCUACGAUGGGUAAUUAGCUGUCCAUCGGUUACCUGCCCCGAGGCGCAGGAUAAUGCUCUUACCGAGCUUACUCACCAGCCCCAAAAGGACAUUAAGACGGCCACUAUGUGCGGGAUCCGAGCCAAUUCUCAGCGUUACACAAGGGAACAGAGAAGUUGCCUUUAGUUACAAACCCAAAACUGGAAUGUUCUCAAUUACUUGCAUCUGGUAGCUGUGAAAUACACAAUGCAGGUUCCUGAACAGGCUAUUUAUACUAGCUAUGGGUAGCCUACACUAGGCCCUGUGAUUGGGUCAAAGCAAAGUAACAAAGCAGCCAAUGAAAAGGUAGACCUGUUAGAAUCAUUUACAUUCGUGUUUAUGACGCCACAAUAAAAUUAAUCCAAUCCUGAGCGAGAUCUUACGAACCUCAUUUGAAUACCGCGUCUAUAAAUAAAUGUGGCCUCACUGGAGGCAACUAUUUUCUCAGCUGUCAGUGUAACUGUUAGAAUUUUUAUCGGUAAGAUGCCUGAACCCACCAAGUCAGCUCCAGCCCCAAAGAAAGGCUCGAAGAAGGCGGUGACCAAGGCGCAGAAGAAAGAUGGCAAAAAGCGUAAGCGCAGCCGCAAGGAGAGCUACUCCGUGUACGUGUACAAGGUGCUGAAGCAGGUCCACCCGGACACUGGCAUCUCGUCUAAGGCCAUGGGCAUUAUGAACUCCUUCGUCAACGACAUCUUCGAGCGUAUCGCGGGCGAGGCGUCGCGUCUGGCGCAUUACAACAAGCGCUCGACCAUCACAUCUAGGGAGAUCCAGACGGCCGUGCGCCUGCUGUUGCCCGGGGAGUUGGCCAAACACGCCGUGUCUGAGGGCACCAAGGCUGUCACCAAGUACACCAGCUCCAAGUAAACUUGCCAAGUCUUAAAGUUGAUCCUGACGGUGAUCCGGAAUUUGGCGAUGAACCCUUACCAAGAAUACGAAAGAGCAUGCUCUUAUCAACUUCAUUCUGCUCAGAGCUUUUCCACCCAUUUUUAUUCUCCCGCCCCCCCCUUUUUUUUUUCCAUUUUUAAACCACAUAUACAUACAUUUCGGGGAGGGGGGAAUACUGAAGACAAUGAAUUUUCACAAAAAUGUUCCAAAGGUUUUUUCUGGUUUCCUUGCUUUGUAAUUGGUGCAGUUUCUGUGGUGAGGAGGAGCCUACGCUCUAUCCUAAAGGCACAGAGGAAAAGAAAAAGGAAGCCUUCAAAUCCUGUCAGCUGCUAUACUUUCUUUCCCAGAAAGUCCUAUUUAAUUUGUAGUCCUCUGGGGGCAGCAUUCAGCUUUAAAGUAUUCUGGGUCUCAGAUGUCCGGUUAUCAUUCUCCCCAUCGGUAAAGGAGUCUGUCUACUCGGCUCAGGCCCCCUUUUGAGCACUCCUUCUGCUUUCCCGGGUGUCCCCAAGCAUCAAGGGCGGAGAGGAAGUAGAAAGGAAAGGAAAACCCUUCCUGGUAGAAUGUGAACUAGGUAGGAUAGAAAUAAGCGCUUUCCCUUCUGGGAAAUAACAUUUUGCCAAGAAGAAAAAUCUGAAGAGGCUGGGACUCGGAGGGGGGGAGGUGACUAGGAGGGAGUGGUCAGGAGGAAAAGAAUCAGUAGAGGUAACCAAGAAAAUUGCCUGGUAGAUGAGUGUGGGCUGAGGAUGAAGCAAUGAAGAGCCAGUAUAAAAGUAAGGAACAUUCAGUCCGAGGGGCUUGGCCCAUGUGAAAACCCCAAGCACCUCUGCUGAUUUUUACCCAAACCUGAGCUUUGUUUUUUAGGGUGUUAUGUGAAGCCUGGCCAUGGCGAGGAGCAUGAUAAGAACUUUCCCAGUGAAGCUGAGACACCAGACCAAAAAGAACUAGAAAUACACACAUUCAUUCACAGUAGAUAAUGGAGGGCAAAGAAUCUGUCCUGAAACUUGGUGCUGAGCAAGUAAACUCCACUGCUGAGAAUUUGGAAUACAAGCCAGGCUUCACACUUUUUUGUUUCAGCGUGAACAGAAUAAAAUAGGGAUUCAAAACACCUAGGCUGAUAAUUUAAUUUAGAAAUAUCCCAAACUGUUUUGGUGCCCCUUGGGCACCCGGUAAAAGCAAAUACAAAUCCUCUCUGAAACGGUAAGCUUCAUUUUAGGCCUUAAAUCCCACAAAUAAUAUAGCCAAGAAAAUGAAAGAGCAGCUUCACAACCAAAAUUAGCAAAAGACACCAUGACCAAGAACAGACAAUGGAAACCAAAACACACAUUAACAGAUACAGACUUCAAGUGACUAAUAAAUUUCCAAACGAAACCUGAAAUAUGUGAAGGAUUAAGAGAAUACAAAAAAUGAUCACAUAGUUUUGAAGCAAAUAAAUAUUUCUAGAACUUCUAUUUGUUUUCUAUAUAGAGAGAAUAAAAUUAAAAGCUUACUGGAUGAGCUUAAUAGUAAAUUGGACCCAAUUAAAGAAUUUUCAUGAAUAGCAAACCAGAUCUCAAGGAAUUAUCCAAAAUGCAGAAAGAGGGAUGUAAAAAUGAGUUUAAGAGAUCUGGAUUUGGUAAUAAAAUUGGCAUGCAUCUAACCAUAGUGGCAGGACAAACAGAAAAUGAUGCAGAUAUGAGAUUUAAAUGAUCAGGGCCCAUAAUUUUUUAGAAUUGAUGGAUUACUC